Salarias fasciatus (jewelled blenny) is the source of this 975-nucleotide messenger RNA. RefSeq names its product PIH1 domain containing 2 (gene pih1d2). The record is from RefSeq and is a predicted model, not a curated record. Gene Ontology annotation, cellular component: ribonucleoprotein complex; R2TP complex; cytoplasm. Bases 1 to 975 code for a protein of 324 amino acids. NCBI's taxonomy places the organism in Eukaryota, Metazoa, Chordata, Actinopteri, Blenniiformes, Blenniidae. Gene Ontology annotation, biological process: box C/D snoRNP assembly; rRNA processing. The transcript has 5 exons.
AUGUCGGAGCAGCUGUGGCAGCAGGCCGGCCAGGUGUGGUCCGUGCUGGACGACCUCUCUGUGAACGACCCCGCAGCUUACCGCACACUGAUGGAGAAGCAGAUGAAGGAAGGAGCGGAGUUCCUGGCAGCUCCGGAGCUCCACGCCGGUCUGAGCGCCGCGGUCCUGGAGCCUAAGAAAUUCAUGUUAUACAUCAACGUGUGCUGCUGGAAGCGCGUUCCUGCUCCUCCAGACCCCAGCAGUGCUUUACCCAUUUAUGCAGGGAAACUGGAAACAGGCACAGAUGAAGACCGAGGCGAGUUUGCCGUGUUGGAUGUGGCUGUAAAUCCGGCGGUGCUGCAGGAGUGUGAAGGAGACCAUGUGAAGACUGACCAGCUGUUCAGACUGGCGCUGAGCUAUGCCCAGCAGCAGCAUGGGAUGAAAUUAUCUCAACAGUACAACGUCCGCAAGCGUUGUCCAAAAAGCAGUCCAGAUGAGCUGUACCACCGGCUCGGGUUUCUGAAGCGGUCCAAGACCUCCAGACGACCCGACGCAGGUGGCCAGAUGCCGGCUGCCCUCCUGCAGCAGAUGUCUGCUCUGCGAUCAGAGGAGCACGGCUCGGCGCCUCGCAUUAUCUGGAAACCCGCAGAGUGCAUAAAGAAGGAUUUGAUCCAGGUCAUCUCCUCCUCCUCCGCGGAGCCUCAGAAGCCGGAGUACCAACUCGAGGUGAAGAUGGAUCCAGCAGGAGUCCCUCGCAGCGUGGAGCUCGUGGUGGAGCUGCCGAAGGUUCGCUCGGUGUCAGAGUGCCAGCUGAGCGUAUCUGAGGACGAUGUGUUAUUGGAUGUGGAAGAUGUUUACCAUUUGCUUCUGGAGUUUCCCAAAACUGUAAAUGAAGACACGGCGUCCGCCAUCUUCAACAAGAAGAAACGCCAGCUGCUGCUGAAAGUGGAUAUUUUGGUGAAUGAGAAACAUCUUAUAGGAACUGAUCAAAAAUGA